Messenger RNA from Clarias gariepinus (North African catfish), 531 nucleotides. RefSeq names its product cytochrome c oxidase assembly factor 3 homolog, mitochondrial. The coding region runs from base 38 to 343 and encodes 101 amino acids. Gene Ontology annotation, cellular component: mitochondrial inner membrane. The transcript has 2 exons. Lineage: Eukaryota; Metazoa; Chordata; Actinopteri; Siluriformes; Clariidae. Gene Ontology annotation, biological process: mitochondrial respiratory chain complex IV assembly. The record is from RefSeq and is a predicted model, not a curated record.
UUUGACCGCACAAGCCCACCCAGAAACCUAAACCAUCAUGGCCGACCAGAAAGGUAAAGCUAGCUCUGAAGGAGAAUAUGCCAAGAGGAUAGAUCCUGCCAAGGAGAAUCUAACACGAGAGCAGCUGCAGUUCGUCCGGCAAGCCGAGCUUGCUCAGUGGAGGAAGAAAAGCCAAAAACUCCGCUCACGAAAUGUUAUAACCGGCCUCACCAUUGGAGCCCUGGUGCUGGGCAUAUAUGGAUAUACGUUCUACUCAGUGUCUCAAGAGAGGAUCAUGGAUGAAAUCGACGAAGAAGCGAAGAUGGCUGCCAGAAUGCGAGCCCCAAAGACUGGAGCGAACUAAAUAAUAAAAGGAGCCAUGGAUGCCAAGAGAUGUUCUGCACUGUACUUUCCAUUAAUGAAAGGCCACUGUGGGUUUUUUUUUGGGGGGGGCCUGUUUGCCUUGUCUAGAAAUGUGUAAUAUUCAGAUGUCACACAAAAAGCUGAAUUUUUGAUGUUCUUUUAUAUUAAAAUGUACACUAUUAUCCGAAA